Molecule: messenger RNA, 222 nt
Organism: Aphanomyces astaci
Lineage: Eukaryota; Oomycota; Saprolegniomycetes; Saprolegniales; Verrucalvaceae
Exons: 2
Coding region: 1-222 (73 amino acids)
Source: RefSeq, a predicted model, not a curated record
AUGCCUCCCCACGCGCCCAACCACGGCUCGACCCACGUCGUCAAAGCGUCACAGAAAGUCAAGCAGUUCUUUGGGAUCUCAAGAAACAAGUCGGACCUCGUCGACAAGCACGACCAAACCACCGAUCUCCUCUGCUUUCAAGGCGAUCGACAAGAAUUCGGGUACUGCAUAGAAAGCGGGCUUACGUGCCUGCCGUCCGUGCCGCUCAGCGACCAUCAGUGA